Messenger RNA from Gorilla gorilla gorilla (western lowland gorilla), 6592 nucleotides. It is a transcript of the gene TXNL4B, whose product is annotated as thioredoxin like 4B. The record is from RefSeq and is a predicted model, not a curated record. The coding region runs from base 221 to 685 and encodes 154 amino acids. Gene Ontology annotation, cellular component: U4/U6 x U5 tri-snRNP complex; spliceosomal complex; U5 snRNP. Lineage: Eukaryota; Metazoa; Chordata; Mammalia; Primates; Hominidae. Gene Ontology annotation, biological process: mRNA splicing, via spliceosome. The transcript has 5 exons.
ACACAAGGAGUCCUACUCGGGCUCGGCGACAGUCUGGGGUGGGUUAAAGCGGAGGCCUGGGAGAGGGAGCAAGGCCACUCCAGGCAGCAUCCCUAGAUCUCAGCGAGGCCGCUCCAGGCAGCAGGAUUUGACCAGAGCAAGGAGGAAGGCCAAGGCGGCCAGGACGGAUGCAGCAUCCCUGAGGAGUGACAGUAAGGAUUCACAUUUGGGUUAUUUCAAGAUGAGCUUCCUACUGCCCAAGCUGACUAGCAAAAAGGAAGUAGACCAGGCGAUAAAAAGUACUGCUGAGAAGGUGUUGGUUCUCAGGUUUGGGAGAGAUGAAGAUCCUGUCUGUCUGCAGCUAGAUGAUAUUCUUUCUAAGACCUCUUCUGACUUAAGUAAAAUGGCUGCUAUAUACCUGGUAGAUGUGGACCAAACUGCAGUUUAUACACAGUAUUUUGACAUCAGUUAUAUUCCAUCUACUGUCUUUUUCUUCAAUGGGCAGCAUAUGAAAGUGGAUUAUGGCUUCUGUCUGCAGUGGAGAAGAUCCAGCCCUCAGAAGCAUAAAAGCUGUCCGCAGAACCAGCCCUGCAGGUACUUUAGGAGAAAAGCCAGUCAACUCCUAGUAAUAACAGGGAGAGCCAUAAUGCAAGCCAUUCCUAGUGGAAAAGUUGAGAAGGAAGAACAGCUUAUUCCAGACCAGUGAAAUUGAAAUUCCCAUGUGGAACAACAUAAGAGGAAAGAGGCCUUCCCUUACAAAGUUGGACAGCCCUCUCACAUGGCAAUUUGGCAGUAAGUAUCAACAUGUUCAGUGUGUAUAACCUUUGCCCAAGCAGUACCACUUCUGGGACUCUACAGAAAUUCUACCAGAAGACCACAAAGAUACAUAAGCCCUGAGCACUGAAGCACUGUCUGAUGUGAAAACCUGAAAAUAUCCUUUGUGUUUCCCAUAAGCAAACAUUGAUGCAUUUAUGCCGUGAAAAGAGCUGUUAGAGUAAGGCCGAUCUGAGGGAUGAAUAUUGAUGUAUAUCAUUAUGAUGACACGUGAGAAAAGUAAGUCACAGAACAGGAUUAGCUUACUGCUUAUAUUUAACUGAUAUGAAAUUGGCAAGCAAAGACAAUUAUGCACUCCACACAAGAGUGAGUGAUGUAAAUAACAUUUGGAAUUCUGCACACCCUUCCACCAUCCUUGGUCCCAGAGGGAGACACGGGCAUCAUCAGUCUCCCAGGUUUCCCAGCAUUGAGAGCUGCUCUGGUGUCUGAGUGUGGCUUCCAGCAUUAAGAAAAAUAGGUAUCCUUGGGCCGGGCGUGGUGGCUCACACCUGUAAUCUCAGCUCUUUGGGAGGCCAAGGUGGGUGGAUUGCCUGAGGUCAGGGGUUCGAGACCAGCCUGUCCAACAUGGUGAAACCCCGUCUCUACUAAAAAAUACAAAAAUUGGCCAGGCACGCUGGCUCAUGCCUGUAAUCUCAGCACUUUGGGAGACUGAGGCGGCCAGAUCAUGAGGUCAAGAGAUCGAACCAUCCUGGCUAACACGGUGAAACCAUCUCUACUUAAAAUACAAAAAAACUAGCCAGGCAUGGUGGCAGGCGCCUGUAGUCCCAGCUACUCGGGAGGCUGAGGCAGGAGAAUAGUGUGAACCCGGGGGGCGGAGCUUGCAGUGAGCUGAGAUCGCACCACUGCACUCCAGCCGGGGCGACAGAGCAGGACUGUCUCAAAAAAAAAAAAAAAAAACCACACACACACACACACACAAAUUAGCUGGGUGUGGUAGUGGGCACCUGUAAUCCCAGCUACUUGGGAGGCUGAGGCAGAAGAAUUGCUUGAACCCGGGAGACAGAGGUUGCAGUGAGCUGAGCUCAUGCCACUGCACUCUAGCCUGGGAGACAGAGCGAGACUCUGCCUCAGAAAAAAAAAAGGAAAGAAAGAAAAACAGGUAUCCGCACACCACAUGGCCCCUGAAUGCAAGACAACUCCUUAUCCUGGUGCUCAAGCAGCCUCUUCCAGCUGUGCUGAGACAGAAUGUCAGUCUCUCAAGCCAGGCGCGGUGGCUUGCACCUGUAAUCCCAGCACUUUGGGAGGCUGAGGCGGGUGGACCAAGAGGUCAGGAGUUCGAGACCAGCCUGGCCAAUAUGGUGAAACCCCAUCUCUACUAAAAAUACAAAAAUUAGCAGGGCACAGUGGCAUGCACCUGUAGUCCCAGCUACUCUGGAGGCUGAGGCUGAAGAAUCCCCUGAACCCAGGAGGCGGAGUUUGCAGUGAGCUGAGAUCAUACCACUGCACUCCAGGCUGGGCGACACAGCGAGACUCCGUCUCAAAAAAAAAAAGGCAGUCUUCCGUGGAGAACCUUCCAAGGGCCGACUCUUCCCUCUUCUCCUCCACCCCUUCCUUUCCCUUUCCUGAAUUGUUCAGUCCUGAAGCUAUUAGGUGGGGCAGAGCAAGGUAGAUGCCUGUAGCAUGGGAAAGGGAGGGCAGAUGACUUACAGAGAGCAUCAAAGCCCAGAGAGAACGAGGAGGGUGUCCAGAGUAUGUGCGCUGGCACCUGACGUGGCAUGUCGGAGCCCAGGCUGAGGAAAGUGACCCCGCAGGGGUCUGGCCAGCACGUGGUUGCUUUUGCCCAUUCCCAUUUCUCCUUCAGUGCACUGCUCUUCCUGGAGUAACAACGAAUCCGGAGAAGCAGAAGGCAAUGAGCCGGCUUUUAGAGCAGCCAAGGCUUGGUCCAUGGCAGAACCAUUCAGCACAACAUGCUCUAUGACCACACCGCCGGGCUCGAGCCCAGCCAAGCAGCCUCCACGCAGGGGGACUGGACAAUCAGCCGCCUCUCUGCCCAUUUCCUCAUCCUUAAAGAGGAAACGUCAAGCCCUUGGCACAGCGUCCAGCCCACAGUCAGUGUUCAGUGGACAUGAGCUGCCUUCAGGGCAGCUCUGUCUUCAGGCCUCACAGGGUAGCUUUCAACAGGCAGAGCCAGAGGAGCUGGGGAUGUCCCCUCUGUUGCUGUCUCCACGGUGGGAAAUGGGCAGCUUGAAAACCUGAUAGGAGCAACUUGGCUCUAUCACAAUGUGAAACAUGCUAGCCCCUCAGCCCAGCUGUCACGCCCCUUGGACCCUGCUCUGCACCGACACCAGAACGAAGGCACAGGCACAUUCACAAGGUGUUCACGGAGGCACCGAUGGUGAUAGGAAAACGCCGGAAGUUAGCGAUGUGAUCACCAACAGGGGACUGGGUAAAUAGACCCCACUCAAAACACGGAGGCCCAGCAUGAACCAUGCCACAUAAGAAUAGUGAAGAAAGUAAACGGCAGAAUUCUAUUUGUGGGAUGAUGUCAUUUGUAUGAAAACGUAAAGUAACUAAACAGAUAACAGUGUGCAUUCCAUCCAGAAAUCGGUAUAAAAAAAAUACAGCCACAUGUAUGUCUGAGUGUAUGUACAAAAUGAACAUUUUUAUGCAGGGGAAAUGUCUGGGAGGACAGACAGAAAGGCAUGUCUGCAGAGUGGGGUGAGGAGGAACAGGAAUGUUUACACUUCAAGAGUGCUGUACCGUUUGAAUUGCUAGUAAAGAAUGCAGGUCAAUUUUAUAAUCAAAAAACUAACAUCAGGAUGCUUAGGAGAUACAGACUGAAACACUGAAGAAUAAGGCACCAAUGACUCAGCAAUAAUAAAUACAUAAGACGUGAAUAUUUUAUCCAUGUUAUAGAGAAAGGGACGGAGAGAAAUGGGAAAAUUUGUUUGUUUUGUGUGUGACAGAGUCUUGAUCUGUCGCGCAAGCUGGAGUGCACUGGUGCAAUCUUGGCUCACUGCAACCUCCGCCUCCCAGGUUCAAGCAAUUCUCCUGCCUCAGCCUCCCGAGUAGCUGGGAUUAAAAGUGCCUGCCACAAUAUCUGGCUAAUUUUUUGUAUUUUUGGUAGAGACAGGGUUUCACCAUGGUGGCCUGGCUGGUCUCCAACUCCUGGCCUCAGGUGAUCUGCCCGCCUCGGCCUCCCAAAGUGCUGGGAUUACAGGCAUGAGCCACCACACCCCACCCUUAUGUUUGAAAUAUUUUUAAAAUAAAGUUUAAAAUAUUAAAUAAACAAAAAUAAAGAUCAAAUGAAAGACAGUCAAGUUCCUGGGAAGCCCACUGCAGAUGCAGAUAGCAGAGGCCUGGAUGGACCUGCAGUAUCUUGGCAGGGCCUAUGGCAAAUCAGAAAGGGCUUAGCGUUGAAACCCAGGUUCUAAAUGGCUUUAUUUUUUCCAUGACUGUUUCCUCCUAAUAUUCAAUGUCCUUGCAAGACUGAUGGAUCCUAGGGUUUGAAUCCACAAAGAAUCAAAAAUGCAGUUUAUGGUCUGACCAAGGGACUGAAGAAAGCCUGCGGUUGAUCUUGGUGACCCCCCGAUUGGCGUUUACAGUGCAGCCAUGCCAUGGCUGGGGGACAUGGCUCAAGAUGGAGUCCCUCCUCUCAUGAUCCAGCCACAAAGGCUUGCCUCAGUCCUUGGGAAGGUUCCAGAUCAGGCUUCCCGUCAGACACUGUCCUCACCUCCGAUGAUCUGCUCCAAUGGCAUCUGUGACUCUGCCAAAGCCCUGCUCUCUGGAAAAAGAGCAAACAAAGCAAUUUCAGCAAACAGUGGAGGACAGGCCCUGCUCUUACAGGAAGCCCACGUUCACCCAGAAACGCAUCAUCCCAGCCCAGGCACAUCUGGUUUCCUCUACACUCUUCACCCAGAGACCUAGGGAUAUUUCUACCCAGGUAGGAACAGAGCAGGAAGGAAAAUACUUUUAAGUAUUGACAGCUCCCAACAUUGAACCAGUGUUGCUUAAUUAAUGGGAAUGCUGAUGGGAUUCCUCAGGCUCCCCUCCCUUGAGCAAAUGGACAACUCCACCUUAGAAACACCAUUGCCUUGGAGGUUAAUCCUCAGUUCUCCUUGGCACUGUUUGUCCUUCAUCAAAAGAGUAACCCAGAAUUUCUCUCCCCUUCAGAGUGUACCCCUCAACUCCUUUUUGAAUGAAUAAGAAACAGAUCAACAGUAUCUCGUUGACUUGAGUGAUCUAAAUGAACCUCUGCCUAACUUCUGUUUCAAGCCACACAUGACCUCACUCACUUCAGAAGGGCCUCCAGUUCCCGCUUGACUUUGCCCACAACGGGUGGCCCCCAGAAGGUGAGGGCCGUGUACAGCUGCACCAGGGAGGCCCCUGCCCGGAUCUUCUCCAGCGCGUCCUGCCCGCUGCUCACACCACCAACCCCAAUUAUGGGAACUCGGCCUACAGAGAAGCACAUGGCGACACCAUAAAGAAGGAUGUGGCUUCAGCCCCAGAGUCCCCCACAAUCAAGGCAGAUUAGGGAAUGAUGAUUCCCAUCACGACCCAGGAGCCCAAGCCACACGCAGAUCUGAAGACACAAACACGGGAAACCUUGCCUUGGGUGAGUGCAUACAUCUCCCGAAUGGUUUGAGUUGAUAAAUCCCGGAGGGGCUUCCCACUCAGCCCUCCUGUUUCAGAGCGCAGGGCACCCUGGAGGCCCGCAGGGCGACUCACGGUGGUGUUCGUAACAAUCAGCCCAUCGAUGCCCAACUGCAGUGUGAGACAGAGAAAAAGCCAUGAGUCAUGGCACCGAAGGACCCAGAGGCGCUUCUCUGGAGGUCGAAGGCAGCAGCCGGGCCAGGUACCCACACCUACAGCCCCCAAAGCAAGAGCUACACCAGACCUCACUACUCAUCUUUUCCUCAACAAGUUUUAGAAUGAGCCAUAACAUGACGACAGCAGCCAUCACACGCUGACCACCCACAACAUUCCCCUAGGACAGGGUCCAGUCCUUACAACAACCCAAUUACAGUGUCUUGUCUGAGGCCCCCAGGUAGUAAGUGGUGGAACCAGGAUUUGAACCCACGAUGGCCAGGCUCAGUCUGUUUCCACUACUCUCCUAUGCCACAGAGACCCGCUGUCCAGACAGGCUGGAGAGAGGAGUGACAGAAAGAAUUUUCAGUCCCAGCCAAGACUGGCCAAGGAGCCAAGCUCAAGCCUUAACCUUGCUAGAUGCAGUUGAGGAAAGAGAGGAAGAGGCAUUAGAAAAACUCCUUCAAGCACUUAUUCCAACAUUCGCUUUUGACUACAGGGUGAGUUACACCAUGACACACACCAAACCAGCCUUGAAUACCAAGGAGAGGAAAUCACAAAGAACGCCAUUCUGGGCUAGCCCAGCUGGCCAAACGGCCUCUGCAGACCAUGGGAGGCACACCCUGGGCCCAGGCCCCGACUCAAACCUCUUUGACCACGCUGGCAAUGUCCUCCUUGUCCUGGCUGGUGAGGUCAGGAGCGAUCUUCACCAGGACUGCCGGCCUGUGCACUCUCUGCAAGCCAUCCCUCUCCUGCAGCACCUAGGGCGACAUACGGCCAGAGCUGGGGACCCCGCAGACCACAGCCCCACAGUGCAGCUGUGACCUACGCUGCAGGUCAGUGGGUUUCCACAAUAGCGAUCAAACUAAAGCAGAAACAAUUUCUUUUCAGGAAAGCCAGCCCUCAGACAUGUGAGGAGCACAGUCGAGAUGGAUCCGAUUCCAUUCUUUUAGGCCAAGGGAUCCCGUGGGCAUUGGCUAAUAGCUCAAGGGUGUUUUAGACUUUUCUUUUCUUUUUUUUUUUUUUUUUUUUU